Morus notabilis is the source of this 2494-nucleotide messenger RNA. RefSeq names its product probable LRR receptor-like serine/threonine-protein kinase At5g10290. The record is from RefSeq and is a predicted model, not a curated record. Lineage: Eukaryota; Viridiplantae; Streptophyta; Magnoliopsida; Rosales; Moraceae. Gene Ontology annotation, biological process: protein phosphorylation. The transcript is spliced from 12 exons. Bases 379 to 2205 code for a protein of 608 amino acids. Gene Ontology annotation, molecular function: protein kinase activity; protein binding; ATP binding.
CUGACUGUAACUGCAAAUUUCUCUCUCUCUCUCUCUCUCUCUCUCUCUCUCUCAUCUUUCUCUCUCCUCUUGUUCUUCAUCUCUCUCUCUCUCUCUCUAACUGCUGACUGGUCAGCUUGGUAGCCAGCUAACUUCCAUUGCUUUACCGAAGGUUUUGGUUUUUUUUUUUUUUUCCUCGAAUCCCUCUAAACGACGCUUUUACGGCCUUUGGUUUUUCUAUCGUCUUUCUCUCUCUCUCUCUCUCUCUUUUUCCGAUUCAUUUCAUUUUCGUCCUCCAACAAUACAAAACAAAAGAUGCUGGGAAAUUUUUGCAGAAAUGGCAAUGAUUCAUAUGUUUCUUGAUCCUCACGGGUUAAAGUCCAACGAUCUGCGGGUGUGAUGUCGUUGAAGAUGGAAGUGAUCUUUGUAAUUCUGAUCUUAGCUUGGCUGCGUUCUUUUGUAUUGUCCGAUUUUCAAGGAGACGCGCUCAAUUCAUUGAAAAGUUCGCUGAAUGCUUCAAGCAAUCAGCUCAAGGACUGGAAUCCCAACCAAGUUAACCCAUGCACCUGGUCCAAUGUUAACUGUGAUUCUAAUAAUAAUGUGGUAGCCGUAUCAUUGUCGAAUAUGGGAUUUUCUGGAACCUUGUCCCCUAAAGUUGGAGCCUUGAAGACGCUCAAAAUUCUGUCAUUGCAAGGAAAUGGUAUAACUGGCGAGAUACCAAAAGAUUUUGGAAAUCUAGUAAAUUUAGGGAACUUGAAUUUGGAGAAUAAUAAUUUAAGAGGUCCAAUACCAUCGUCUCUUGGUGAUUUGAAGAAACUUCAAUUCUUGAUUUUGAGUCAAAAUAAUCUGAAUGGGACAAUCCCCGAGUCACUUUCUAGCCUUCAGAGCUUGAUUACUCUUCAGCUAGAUUCAAAUGAUCUGAGCGGUCAAAUUCCUGACAAAUUAUUCCAAAUUGUCAAGUACAAUUUCACAGGAAACCGCUUAAACUGUGGCGUAGAUUUCGGUCACCCUUGUGCAACUGAUAUUGACGAUUCAGGGAGCUCACAUAAGCCAAGUGUUGGAACAAUAGUUGGAAUUAUUGGAGGACUGGUUUUCAUUCUCUGCAUUGGACUCGUUGUCUAUUUUCUUUGCAAGAAUAGACGAAAAGGCUACAAGCGGGAAGUUUUUGUUGAUGUGGCUGGUGAAGUUGACCGAAGAAUAGCAUUUGGUCAAUUGAAAAGAUUUGCAUGGAGGGAAUUGCAGCUAGCCACAGACAACUUUAGCGAAAAAAAUGUCCUUGGCCAGGGAGGUUUUGGGAAGGUAUAUAAAGGGGUGCUGUCUGAUAACACGAAAGUUGCUGUUAAACGGUUGACUGAUUAUGAAAGCCCCGGAGGAGAUGCAGCUUUCCAGCGUGAAGUUGAGAUGAUUAGUGUGGCAGUCCACAGGAAUCUAUUACGACUUAUUGGAUUUUGCACAACCCCGACAGAACGCCUUUUGGUGUAUCCUUUUAUGCAGAACUUAAGUGUUGCCUAUCAAUUACGAGAGAUAAAAGAGCCAGUUUUGGAUUGGCCCACUAGAAAACGAGUUGCUUUGGGCACAGCCCGUGGUUUGGAGUAUUUGCAUGAACAUUGCAAUCCUAAGAUCAUUCAUCGGGAUGUUAAGGCUGCUAAUGUAUUACUUGAUGAAGACUAUGAAGCAGUUGUCGGAGACUUUGGCUUGGCAAAGUUGGUGGAUGCUAGAAAGACUAAUGUGACAACUCAAGUCCGUGGGACAAUGGGCCACAUAGCACCUGAAUACUUGUCCACCGGGAAGUCAUCAGAAAGAACCGAUGUUUUUGGGUAUGGAAUAAUGCUCUUAGAGAUCGUCACAGGUCAACGAGCUAUUGACUUUUCACGCUUGGAAGAAGAAGACGAUGUUUUAUUGCUUGACCAUGUGAAAAAGUUAGAAAGGGAGAAAAGACUGAAUGCUAUUGUGGAUCGCAAUCUGAAUAAUAAUUACGACCUCCAAGAGGUCGAGAUGAUGAUCCAAGUCGCAUUGCUUUGUACGCAGCAACAGCCGGAGGAUCGCCCAGCCAUGUCAGAGGUGGUGCGGAUGCUUGAAGGAGAGGGGCUGGCUGAGAGAUGGGAAGAGUGGCAGAGUGUCGAGGUCACUCGUAGGCAAGAGUAUGAGAGACUACAGAGAAGAUUCGACUGGGGUGAAGAUUCCAUUUAUAACCAGGAUGCUAUUGAGUUGUCUGGUGGACGAUGAUGUAAUAUUUUAAUGCAUUGUGGCCAUCCCCUCUUUUCAAGUCACAAGAAUAUGUAAUAUUCUUUUUGGUAGGUUUAGCUUGGUGCUCACUAAAUGAAGCAUGCCAGUAUUUCCUGUUUGCUAAAUCCAGGCCUCUAUAUUUCGGUUUCAGGUCUUGGUGUUUUUCUGGCACAUUCUCCAUUUUUUGUUGUCGUUUUUAGCAUUUCAAACUGUAUAUCUCUUCUGAGUACAUUCUGCAAGUGUGCAAGCUUUAAGAAUACAAAACCUCACUUUGUAUGAUUUCAAUGGA